UGGAAAACCCUUAAAAAUACAAGAUGUCCUCUUUAGCACGACAGUUACAGCAGCUUCAAAUUCCAGGCAGUUUGCCGUCUGCUGCUGCUAAAACCAGCAAGAAAGCAUCUUUACUCUUUGAUGCUAAAGAAGCGGCGGACAUCGACAACGAAACUAUCUUUUCUAUCGCUCUAAAUGGUCUUGAAGAGUUGAAAGUGAUCGAACCAGGUUUCUCAACAUUCGAUAAUUCCCUAUUUGGUGAUGCUUCCAAGUCAUUGGAGAGGACAUUGCAGUCUAAAGAAGUCAAUGAGAAGUUAGAUCAGCACAUCACAAAGUUCUUGAAAUAUUUAUCCCCGUAUUUCUUGCUGAAACCAGCGCAUAAAGUUUUGGAGUGGCUCAUUCGACGUUACCAGAUUCAUGUUUACAAUGUAGACAGCUUGGUCUCGUGUAUUCUCCCCUUUCACGAAACAAACAUAUUUGCUCGAGUUUUGCAGCUGUUAGCAAUCAAAGAUCCACAUUCCAGGUGGAAUUGGCUUCGUCCAAUUCAAAAGGCCGGUGUUCCUCUUUCCAAGACUGCUUUCUUGCAGCACUGUAUUUCAGAUAGUUCAUUUUUAUCCCUAGUUUGUGACAUGGUGACGGAAGGGAUCAAAUUAAAAAUUCCUCUGUCAAGUUCCAGGGUUUUAAUCACAUUCUAUACAACAACAGUUGUUGGGGUGCUGGACAUGAUGCCUUCAGUGACAGAGAAGUUUAUAACACAUUUAUUGCCAUAUUUAUUGCAAGGACUUGGGUCCAGAAUAUCUGAUCUUCUGGCUUCAUCAUACAUGAUAACAGCUCAACUCUGUUUUAAGUGUAACAUGGAGGAAACUUUGGUGAAGUCUCUCACUGAAAGUAUUUGUAAGGUGGGUACAUUUUCACAUUGCAACAUACUCAAAGCUUCUUGUUCAUAUAAUGACAUAAUUAUAGGCUUUGAGUAUGUUGAAAACAUCUACGUUUAUAACCUAAGGUCAAUCCAACAUCCAGACAUCUCACAACUUGUUGUGGUACAGAAUACAGAGAAUGGCUUGAGAUUUGGGUGGGAACGGUUUUAGCUUUAUAUUCCAGAAAGAUGUCCAUCCAUUAGACAGUGAAGUCACAUGCAGCAAAAAUACAGUUGCAACAAUUCUGUACAUCACAACCAGUGUAUACAUGUAGAUCAAGCCAGUCAUUCCCAGGGGCAUGUCUGAAUAACAAUAUUAUCACAAAAACAAGGAAUAAGCAAGUUGAAGACUUAAUGAAUUCUUGCAAUAAAACCUCAGUUUGAAUGUAUUGAAUGUAUUGUUAUACACUGUUUAAUUUUAUUUCAUCCAAGAAUCUAAAACCGAGCCUUGCAGUUGAAGGACUUGCUUGUCUAACCUACAUUUGCCAGUCGCAAGGCAUCAAGAAACUGUCAAAAAGGUACGUACUUUGUUAUUUUUAUGCAUGUUUUGCGUAAAUAUCGCUGCCUUCAGCAAACCUUUCAACUGCAACCUAGCUUAAUGCCCGUAAUGUUAAUUAAAUUAACUGAUGAUCUAUUAAGCAUGCAAUGAAAAGUGUGUUCCCUGUGUUUGAAGAAAUAAUCCCCCUGGGAUAAAAAUCUUCAGUCGGGUCACUUUCCAAUGCUGGAAUCACUGAGUGACUGACUGACUGUCUGAUAUCCUGACUGUCCAACUGACCCAUCAACUGAUUGACUGGCUUAUUGGCCUUUCCGACUGACUGAUCAUGACUGAAUGACUGACUGGUUGACAGAUGGGAAGACCUGUGUGACUCUUUUACAGACUCACAGACUUCAACUGAUUGGAUCAUUGAAUGGCGGACAGGAAGGGUGUGUUUGUAUAGAAUGAUCCAGAUCACAACUUACGAUCCAAGAUCACUGCCUCCAUGAAACUGGUACCAUUGACACACCAAGUUUCAAGUGACCUCAGAUCAUAAAUCCUAAUCUGGAUCGUCCUAAAAAAAAUGCACUCCAAGAUGUUAAAUGACACAUUGACUGACUGGCAGAUGGCAUCUGAAUGACUUUCUAAAAGAAAGACUGUGGACUGUUGGCUAUUUAUUAUUUUUUUCCUUCACUCUGAAAUAAUAACUAGAAAAUUUCAUCGACAUUUUGAGUAUAAUUUGCUCUUGUAGGUCAUUUAAAGCUCUUCUCAAGCAGUCAAAUCUGGUGAAGACAUUCCAUCAGCUGUCCUCCACUCAUGUUAUCACUCCCCUGCUGGAAGUUAUCAUACCCCAGAUGGUAUCCGCUGGUAUAAAAAAUGAAUUAUCAGAAGAACAUGCUGAUUCAACAUCAGAAUCCUUGCUUGAAAUUACCAUGGAGUUACUGAAAAACAUUGAUUUUGAAAAGGAAUCUGUUAUCCUUGUGGGCAGGUCAGAAUCAAAUUUAGUCAAAUGGUGACUGGCCUGAGGGGACUCAAAAUGAUGAUGAUGAUGAUGGUGACUCUUAGCUUAGUCUCUAGGGACUUAGAUCACUUCUUCGAUAACAGUGAUACAGAAAGGAAGUCACCCAAAAGAAACAGCAGAAAUUAUACUUGAAAUGAAAUUAUCCAGUGAAUGAUGAAAGUGUAUUCCCCGUGUUUGAAGGAAAGAUCCUUUUGAGAACUUUUUCUUGUUGAGUACCUUUUCUGACACUGGAUAAUUCAUAAAUCAUUACACCUUACAUUGUAGUUAUUGUCAUCAUCAUCAUCACAGUUAUCCACAUCCUUGUCAUUGUCGGCAUUGUUAUUAUUGUCGUCAUAAUCAUCAUCAUUAAAAUCCUGAUCAUUGUCCCGAUCAUUCUCAUCAUUUUCCCCUUUUCAUCAUAUUUUUUUUGUCAUGACCAUAAUCAUAAAAUUUUUAAUUACCACAUCACUCACAAUAUCAUCAGUCACAGUGUAGGAGUGGCUUUUAAUAUUGUUUUAAUAUGUAAAUGUAAUACUGUUAAUAAGAUAUCUGAUCGUGUUUUGUUUCUUUUUUUCCCUCCAAUAGAGCACUUCUUGAAGAAUAUUGCUAUGCUUGUGAAACACUCGGUGGAAACAAGAUUGAAAUAAACAAGUUAAAUGAUAAAGUGAAAGAUAUUGUACAGACUUUGGAAAGAAGGUCAGUUUAUAUGUUCUCUGUCAGUUGUGAAGUUAUAAAAAUUUUAUAGCCAGCUUACUUUCUGAUUACUGUUACUUUGGUAAUUUGCACUAGUUUUGCAGUAAGCAGCUUUUAUGAUGGAAACAAGCUAAACAACUUUUAAACAUGUUUGAGCUUUGGUGUAAAUGGGGAUAAAGCUGUAGAUACUAAAAUUAAUUAUUUUACAUUGUAUUUCUUUUAUAGUCAUCUCUUCUUAACAUCUCAUUGAAAACGCUAACUGAGGUUUAUCCGAUCCCUUUGGUUCAUCUAGGUAUCCUACAGAACUGGAAAAGGCCAUUGAAGGACAUCUAGGGUCCCUCAGAGGUAAAGAGGAUACCCCUGAAGGAGGAGCAGGAGGUAUAGCUGCUCAGAGCUCUGUCUGGACAAUGGAGUUGGUUUCUAUGGCACUUACAGGGGUCCAGUCACAGGUAACAGCAUCUUUUUUAAAAACCACUCAGAGGUCUCCCUGAAUAAUUUUUCUUUGAUAAUGUUACUUUUAUCAAAGUUUUACUGAUAACCUGAAAGGAGAUGUUAAGAGUGAUUUAAGAUAUAUACCAUCUACACAGUGUUGUAACAAAGCUGUUAUACUUUUUGUUCAGGUUAUCCCAGACUCCAACACAACAUUAGUCUUGAGUCUUCAUCACCCUCAAGCGCAAAUGCGAGAAUUUGCAGUUAAACGCCUUGGAGACCUUCUGGAAGGAAAAGAGGUGAAGCUUAUAAACUAAUGCUAUUUUAUGUUGAGUAUUUUUGUUGUGAUUGUCAUAUUAUUAAUUUGUAAGUUGGUAAACAUGUGUCAGCUUUAACCCUUUAAGCCCUAAGAGUGAUCAGCAUCAAAUUUCUCCUGCUAAUGUCAAUGCUUUGUAAAACAGAGUGGUCAUGAGAAUUACGGACAUGAUCACACAAGAUGAGUUUGCUUUAUUAUCAACUUCUCCUCACUACUUCUGUAGGAAAUGAAUGGGGGCAACAAAUGAGAAUUCAAAUUUUGAUCUUAGGGUUUAAAGGGUUAUUAUAUACUGUAUGGUGGUGAUGAUGUUGAUCAUCAUCCUUAUAUCAUUAGUGUUAUCUCCCUCAUCAUCAUUGUUUUUGCCAACAUUAUUGAUGAGCUCCAAUAAAAUUUCUGUGUUCACAGUGCAUUUUAUUUACUCCAGUUUCUGAUUACUGCACUUUUCAAAAACAUGCAAACUCUAAAGUUCAAAAGCCACCUUCACAAUUGCGUUUUUCCCUGCAGUCAUGGAUAAAAUACCAAAAAUUGAUUUGAUCUAAUCCUAUCCAGGCUUUGUUGACAGUGGUCAUUUUUAAUUUCUUGAUAAUGUUGUAGGGAGUGCCAGAAGACAAACAGUUUGUUACAGAGUCUCUACUUUCACGACUUCAAGAUGAUGAUCCAGCGGUUGUUACGUGUGUGCUUAAGCUAGGCAAGGUUGGUUUCUGGACUCUGCUGACAUCUCUAUUACUGUACAUUUAAGACUUUUCAGUGGCAUUUAAGAUGUAACAAAAAAUGACAAGUUAAUACCAUGUCAGAGAAGCAAAAAAUAAAAUAAACUAACAUGAUCACAGAUUCUUUUUAUCUUCCUUAUUAUGCUCAUAUGAGACAUUGUAUGUUACUAAAUUAAAUCUAGCUCUUUAUUAGAGCAGUUACCUUCAUUAGAAAGUAUUGUGUAUUUGAUUGGUUAAAGUGCUUGCCUUUCUUUUCCAGCUUCUUGCUGAUAAUCUUCCUGGCUCUCAGUUUGUGCAAGAGGUGUUGAAGCUGUUGAAUAAGAGAUCCUCCGACUGGUUAGCAUUAAUACAUAAUUAAAUUACAGACCAAAUCUGCUUAUAAUAAGCAGGCACCCUUAGGAAGGAGAAAAAUUGUCAAGGUGGCCUUAAGAAAGGAAGCCUUCUACUUCAAGAGUGCCUGCUCUUGGAUCUUAAACCUAUUUAUUUUUUGCAUUAUUUGAGUAGUUUUAUCUCUGAUUUUACUAGCAACCGGUGUACAUUCACAUCACAGAUAAAGGGAGCUAUUUAUUUAUUUGUUUAUUUAUUUAAAUGCACAUGUUAAUUGACAGGGAUGAAGUGAAAGAGGAAGCAUUACUGUUGCUUGUUGGUGACUGGAUAAAAUCUGCUGACUCAACUCUUGCUGACAGUAUCUUGUUUGGCUUGUUACCUUACUUCUUCCUUUAUCGUCAUUCCCACAUGACAGCAGUUCGCCUCUCAGUGACAGUCAGCAAAUCAGUGCUAGCUGCCCAGCAUCCUCUGUUGUUUGGAAUGAAAGACUUUGUCAAAAAGAAAGGUAGUUUGUUGGCUUGUUUUCCAGUGUGUCGUCUAGUACAUUGAUUUUCCACUCACAGAAUGAUCACAUUUCUUUUAAGCCAAGAAAAUUAAUCAUUAACGGUGUAAUAUAUUCGGUUGAAUCAGAAGAGGCAAUUUUGUUUCAGCUAUGCAACAAUUUUAGUGAUAACAAUAUUUCUCAAAUUUCUGAGCAGCUGUUGUUUUAAUUUUCUGCUGUGGCACUCGUAACUGGGGCCAUAUGCAUCUCAGUGAGCAAGUGACAGAUGGUGCACUGUACGUGAAGUUUUGUAAUCAAUUUAAAAUAGUGAUUUUUAUAUUUGUGCAAUAAAUUUCUCAACAAUUAGAAUGGAAGAGGUGUGGCAAAAGUUCUGAUGUUGAUAGUCUGGCCUUGGCUAACAGCCUGUUAUUCCACUGGCUUGGAGAAAAUCUGAUGAGGUUGAAGGACAAAAAACUGUUAGAAACAGUAAGUGCAAAAAUUUUUUGAUGGCUCAGUGGUUUUGUUUCCAAUGAUACAGAAAAGGUCCGCUGAGUAGGCAUACCUAGGAUCUUAAAAUUAUUAUUGUUGUUGUUACUGUUAAUUUUUUUUUCAUUUGAUUGAUAAAGGAUCUUUUCCACAGAUUUUAAAGUUAUAGUGAUAAAACAAUACUGAAAUGUGAAAAUGAAGUGAAAAAAGUGAAAUGUGAUAAUUAAAUGCAGGCUAGGAGCAAAACUAGGGUUAAAAUAUGAAAGCCAUUAUUUUCAUCAUUUUUGCAAACACAUGAGGGGUACAUAAGUGUGAUUUUUUAUUAUCCUCUUUUCUGUCAGGUGCAAAGUAUGAUGAGUCAUGCCCAGGGUCUUGAAGAAGAGAGCCUUUUUCACCCACUUCUAAAGUGCCUAUUAAGCCAGGUGGUAUCCAUGACAACAGGCCAACCGUUAAAGGAGACAUUAUGCCAUAUUAUAGCGGAGUUUAUCCUGCGUGACCUUUGGAAAGUAGCAAGAUUCCAAGGAAAUUAUGACACACCCGAGGUAGUUUGUAUGUGCCUGUUUAUAAAGUUAAACCUUUUUUAAAUGCUGUGUCAUUUUGAUGAAAAUUAAGGAUAACCAUUUUCAACAUAAACGGACAGCUCCAAAGCUUUCAUUUCAAUGUUCCCAUACGUAUAUAGUGUACUGGUUGCUUGCUUUCCGAGACUUGAAAACAGAAAGUGCUUUUUUCCAAUGUGGCCAAAGUCAAAUUCAAAUUUUGUUGUGUAAAAUGGUGAAAAACAAAAAACCCCAUAUAAGUGAAAGUUCUGACAAAAAGGUUUUUAUUUGAAUGGUCACACGGCAGGAUUUGUCCACAGACGUAAAAGUUAGAACCACCGUGCAAGACUCCAACACUCACUCUGGGUCGAGUGAAUAUGUUAAAUUUAAUAAAAUAGAAAAAUGGAAUCACUUGUCUUAUCUUUAAACGUUCUUGGUAUAAUCUUCCUGAUUUAUUUUGAACUAUUUUUCAUCUUUUAGAGUGACGUUUCGGAACAAGAUGGAAGUGGGAGUGUUCCACUUCCACUGUUAACCAGUCUAGUUAAGUUUCUUGGCAAGCGCAGCACCAAGCGAUUGAAUCAUGCUAUAGGGGCCAUCAUACUUCAGCUGUGCAGCAAUCUGUUGAAGAACCUACCAUCUAAAUCAGCUGCUUCCAGUGGUAAGAGAAUUUACUGUGAAUUUCAUUCUUCUACACCUGCAUGUUCUCAUAUUAUUUAACAAAUUCUCUUUAAAAUAUAGCGCAGAAGAAUAAUAUUUUAUCAAUUAUUUUCUAUUAAGGUAUUUAUUAAUUCUGAUGAUAUGUAGUGUUUGUUGGCUAUAAAAAUUGACAUUUUAAACAUUUACAUUAAAUAAUUAUUUUGGGGGGCAGACUAAGUAAUUUAUCUACAGGUAUAUUAUCUAGGGGCAAAUUAAAUUUUCUGGCCAAAAUAGUUAAAGCUCUAUUUUUAGAUAUGCAAACCAUCAAAACAGAAAGGAGGCCUUUAAUAUCUUGGAAAGUUUCUAGAAUCUGAUAGCUCCAAUCUCAUUCUUAACCUUCCAUCCUUUACUUGUUUGAAAGGCAAUGAAAUAUUAAUUUUGGUUCAUAUAUGUGAUUUCCCAGGUCAUUGGUGGUCCUCUGAAUGUACCAGUGAUGAUGAAGGAUUUUACACUAAGGUGAUUGACAGUUUGUUUGUAGUAAUACUCUUUAAUAUGUAAGUUGGGACUUUUGUUCUGGUUGUGAGCCUCAGCACUAUUAAAGUGGUUGCAUGGCAAGUAUUUGCAUUUUCACUUAUUUUGGUGACCCAUGUGAAGUAAUAAUUUGUUUUUUCUAUCCAGCUAUUGGUAUCACUCUUUGAGGUGGUGGCAUUUGGGAGUGGCACAUCAACAUCACAUCAAAUGCAGUUUAAAAAGUUACUAAAGGAGAUAUUUGAGGUAUGUUUUCUGGCAUGGGGAAUAACAGAGGACACGUUCUUGAAUUUGCUCAUUUUUUCUGGGUUAAUUUAAAGGCCUUUCACUUGCUCUCACUCACCUUGUAUUUUUUAAAAAGAAGAAUUCUCACUGGUAUUGAGAGUGAAGUCAAACCCUCACACAGUUAACCUUUGUAAGCUGUACUGUAUCAGUCUUGAAAGACUUGUCCAGUAUGUUCACUAUAUGGAGAAUUUCUUGCCCAUUAGAGAGAGGUAACUUUAUUUGUGUAACAAAAUACAGUUUGGAUAAAAAUGUAAGAAUCAGUGGCUCAGUCCAUGGGAAAACUGUAGCAUUGUGUUUUUUACUUACAGUCUGAUCAUGACAAAUCAUGGAAUUAUUUAACCUGAGAUGAAGGAUUUACUUUAAACUGAGUCCUUUUUGCAGUCCCCUGUACAAAUUAACAGAAUUUCAAGUAGUAGUGCUUGAAAAAGUUCAUGACUUUUUGUCCUGGUAAUAUUAUUUUUCAGUUCCAGCUUGCUGACAAGGUUGUCUUGUUGAAGUUUCUGGGACAUUUGUGGUGUAAACCACCCAACAGGGGAGAGGAGAGUGUGUCGGCUCUACUUCAAGUACAAAGUCUCCACAUUGCAAAUGUCUGUCUUAGCUCUGUGUCAGGAAAAACAGUCAAGGAGCUGAUUAAGGCAACAUGCACAGGUGUGUAAUCAUAUAUUGGUAGGGUUAUCCAGACAGUUUAAAGUAGAGGGAUAAAAAGUUCCAAUUAGCCGUCAGAAAAAAUGAUCUAAGAAGAGAGAGCUUUCAACUGGAAUAGCUGUGCUAGCUGGUAGAGAAGGUUUCACUGGUGGUAUUUCACUAAUUUUAAGUUUGCCAUGUUGACUACAGAUCACCAUGUUUUACACCACAGCAGUUUACUUACUAUCUCAGUUAGAUCUGGCACCUACAUGCAACAGCUACAUUUUUCUUAAAAUAUAAACAUUUUUAAGGUUGCUUAAAUAAAAAAUAACAUUCACCAUUUUUUUUCUUUUCAGUGAUUCCUUCCUUAAUUGUACCAUUAUGCAGCCCUGUAUCAUCGGUCAGGAAAUCAGCCAUUGCUUGCAUCAAAACUCUCAAUUCAAAGCUUCCACAGGGGUCCCAAGCUGUCACCAUUGCUGCAUUAGUUAGAGUACUGACGGAAAAUGCUGAAGAACUGGCUGCCGACCCUGAACAGCUUCCAAAAGUUUUUGGUGAAUUUUUCAAGCCUUUGUUACCACAUGACAAGCCACGCCCAAAGGAUUCUGCUGAAAUAAGGGUUGCGAAGAACACACUGAAAUAUCUUUUACAACAUUUGGUUUCCAGUGACAUGCCUUCUUAUGUCAGGAGAAUCAUUCUUUCAUCUUUGAGAAAAGUGGAUACCCAGGUAGGGAUUUGAUUAGCUCUUACAGUAUAAUAAAUAUGGGUAAAACUUAAGGCAGGUGACUAUACCAUAGGGGAGGACUUUUGGAUCGCUGAGAGUUCCCCAAAAGAAUGCCAAAUUUAAUUCUGUAAGAUACUUAAAACGUAUAGCAGCAAUUAACAGAGCACCUAAAGAGGUGUAAUAUGAAUGGUAAUACCACAGGAUUUCAUCCACAGACUCCAAAUUUAGAACUACAAUGUACAUACUAAUGAAAUAGUACUAUACGAAAGUAAUGUUGAAGAAGAUAUAAUGUGUCACCCUAACUUUUAAAUCUUUGGAUGAAAUCCUAUACUUAAGACUUUCACAAAUGUUUUGUUCUUUAUGCAGGAUAUUUUGCACAGUCUUUUGCCGCUGCUGGAAACACUGCUACAAAAAUGCAGUGACAACACAUCUGCCUUGACGGAAGAUGAAAGCAUCGUGCUACAGCUCAUAGUGCAGAAGUAUACGACACAUACUGCCACCCUGCUGCAGCUAGAGUCUUCCCCUUGGGAGUUGUUGUUAAGGGUAAUGUCCCUAACAACAAGCAUGUGUCCGAGACACCCACCACCCAUUAUGACAGUUCUUGGCCAAGUUUCAAACAGAUUUUUCCAGGCACUUCCAGCAGAGGAGCUACGGCAGCAUUUGUUUAAGACUCUUGUGGACACGCUGUUUGAAACAAAGGAUAUCACUGUAGGCAAUGCAGUCAAAAAUACUAUUUUGAAGGUGAGGUGUUAUGUGAGCUUGAUUGGUUAAUAAAAGUCAAACUUAACACCUACAUGUACUGACUUCAGUAUGGUUAGAUAUUUGAAAAAUAUGACCCAAUGGAAAUUACAUUAAUUUUUUACUAGCCAUUUUAAUCCUUGUUAGGCUUUUGGUAGCUGUUUGUUGUACUAUAUGCUAAGUAGAUAUAUGUUGUAGUUAAUUUUUUAUUUCAGUUAAUUUUUAUUUUUCCAUUGUUUUGGGGUAUGGUAAUGUAUGCUAAUGAAUUUAAAACAAAGGAAAAACAAAAAUUAACUGAAAUUAAAAAUUAACUGCAACAUAUAUAUUCUUAUUUUACCCAUUAAUAUUUUGUUGCUUUUGGCGUAGGAUAUACAUAAUAUAUGUUUACUGGGCCGGCAAAGAUGGAAAAAUGAUAAUAUUAUUUCUUGUUUUAUUUAGCUCACAUUAACAGCAGAUCUGAUAACUGAGGAAAUUUUGAAGUUAAAUACAGACAAUGAGAACAAGCCAAAGAAGAAGAAAGUAAAAAGGUUGGUGUGCUACCCAAGAAUCUGAUCGAUAAGGGUACUCAAUUUCUAAUGGCCAUUGUUCAGCUUUUGAAAAAGGUUAUUGUUAGGGUUAGUUUAACAUACACUGUAUUGGCAAAGUCCGAUAAUGAACCAUGGAAAUUAUUGAACGAAGUGAAUUAGUUGUUUUGUAGAUCAGGUUUUACUUCCUUUUCUUACUACUGAGGUUCAUAGUCCAAUGCUUUAAUUCUUCAGUCUUUUCUAGAUAAAGUUAAUUUAACUUACGUUUCACUGUCUCAUUUCUUACUUACCUGUACAUGAACCAUAGCAAUUAUAUUUUAUUUUACUGCCUGUUUUUGUUUUACCUAUUAAGGUCGCAACAGCAACAGAAAGAUGAGGAAAAUGAAACAAAUAAUCAGCUUCAAAGAGUAACAGUCAUCCUAGAGCUUCUGCAGCAUAAGAUCAACAUUGAAGAACCACACAGGCUUUUGCUGACUUUAUUUGGCACUCUUACCAGGUGUGCAUCAAUCCACUAAAUAUUCAUUCUCUUCCUUUUGACAUGCACUGUAAAAUCUUGAUGUUUUUGAAUUCUGAAAAUGUUAGCACCCUUCUAAAAUAAUGUCAACCCACUUGUCAUGGUCAGAUACCAUGCAUGCAUACUCUUUAUUUUGCACAGUGUAUUCUGUAUUUUGUGUGUAAUAAAGCAGAGGUUGAUGAUAUUAACUUGUUGAUGUAUUGGCUUCACUUAGAUGUGUAGAGCUGGAUCAUAGUCAGGUGGCCUCAGAAUAUAUCAUGCAGCUUGUAUUUUCCCUGAUCAACAAUAUCUGUGACAAACUCUCAGGGGCAGGUGAGUUUCUUUGUUAGGCACAUGACUGUAUGGUUAUAAGGCCCCUGCCUCCACAGGAAUCUAGACAUUUUUGAAACCAGAUUUUGUUUUACCCGCAUUUCUGUGGAUGGGAUUUUGUUUCUGUGGAUGGGUUCACUUUGGAUGGAAGGCAGUUUUCAAAAAUAAACUGGAUUCAUGUUGACAGUUUUGGUGAGCAGACUCACUGGUUUCACCAUCUUUAAAAUGAUGGAAAGGGUUGUCAGUUUUGGUGUAAAUUAAUAUAAUUAUGUGGUUUCAAAAAUAUCUGUAUUCUUGUUGACAUGGCCUAUUAAGCAAAAGGGUAGGAAAAUUGCACUGACUAAUCUAAUCACCAUCUUUAAAAUGGUUUACUGUAUAGGUGGUGACCUUCACCUCUUGCAGUUAUGUUGUGUUAUAUUUUCUAUCUUUUGUCUCCUGCAUACUUGAGGGUUAAAAUGUUUGAAAUCUUCUCACUAAGAAAUUCUUUCUUCAUUCUCAGCAGAUGUUGUCCCUGAGGAUCAAUUUGAUGUUGAGCUGAUAGUACAAUGUAUAAGGUCCUCUGAAAGUCCACAAACUCACAAUCAAGCUCUGUUGUUACUUGCAACAGCGGCAAAGUUCUUUCCAGUAAGUAUAUCAUUUUUUUCUGCCUUGAUUCUUAUACAAUGUACUGUUACUGUUGUAGCAAGACUUUACAGUAGCUCCAAAAUCAUUGCAGAUGAAUUUGGUCUUUAUGUCAGUAAUGAAUUGCAUUGAAAGGGUUGUGUGUUUGUCUCCAGUUUGCCUGUAUGCAUUCAAAGGAACACUACCCAGGGAUGGUGUAGCAAUUUUCAGACCCCAGCAAAAAAGCUAUCCACCAGAUAAAUCUUUCUCCAGGAGAUAACACAAUUCGUUCCUUAACGUAACAGGUAUCCACUGAACAUUCAUUCAUCCAGUCAAUAGUGCUACCCAGCAUUUGAACUAUUACUGUAAGACCAGGAUGCUAGACGUCUCACCUUCCCUCCAUUUUAAUGUUAAGUGUACAAGGAUUCUUGUUUUAUUGUUGCAUUGUUCAUAUAGUAAUUGCUAACCCAUUUAAGUUAGAUUGAUGAUAAUUUAGUGGAAUUUAAAUUGUAACGUUUCUUACAGGAAAAGGUGUUGCAUAAUGUGAUGCCAAUCUUCACAUUUAUGGGUGCUAGCGUUGUACGUAAGGAUGAUAGCUACAGCUUUGAAGUCAUCACUAAAACACUGGAUACUGUUAUUCCAGCUUUGAUUCAAGUAUGUGACUAUUGUAGUACUUUAGAGCUUACAGUCUUGGUGGAUAACAUCCUCCUCAAUCUCUUUAAUUCUUCAUAUGAUACGAAAGCCAAAUUCAAUUAUUCAUUCAAAAUAAUUAAUUCCUAGUUUUAAAACAAGCUAAAACAUGCUUACCUCCAUCAAUGUUAAGUUCAUCUUUGAUAAUGGAUGUUUAUCAGCAAGUGUUUAGGAGAUAAAGGGUUUUUCAGUUUUACAAAUAUUCUCCAAACAGCAGAUGUUGUCCAUCGAGUUGUAUCCUGGCUAUGUUUUUAGCCAAUAGUUUGCCUAUUUAGUCCUCAUGAAACAAGUGAAAUGUUUUGCCGUUUUGUCCUCACUACCAACUAACAACUCAAUCUUUUCCCCAGGUCUUCUCAGUUAACUGUUCAAUAAUCUGGUAAUUUUGCUGCACACUUGAUGUCAUUUUUCACAUAUCACAAAUUCUUCCAAAUGUGGUCGACAAUAGCUGGCUAUGAUGAGUUAUAUGUGGGAUUUUAGCCAAUCAUAAACGAAGAAAUAUUUUGAAUGAAUAUCAAUACUUAUUAUUGCUGAUAUUCAUAUUGUAAUCGUACAGAGACUGUUGUAAGUCCAGUGAGUGAUGAAAAACGUUUUCCCCGUGUUUGAAGGAAGGCAAAUUCCUUCUGAGAAGAAAAAAAACAUGUUGAGUUACUUUCUGACACUGGAUUGAUCAAAGUCUUGUACAAGCUACAGUAAGAGUUUACAAAUGAUUCUGUAAUUGAACAAGUAACAAGCAGACCUAUUGCAUGUCUGAUUUGACUACUUGACUGACUUAUAAAUCUGAUUGAUCAGAGCAGCUACUUGCUGUAUUGCCUGAUAACAGACAUUCUGACUGACAUGACUGAAUGACUUUCUUACUGACAGACGACUACCAGACCUGCUGAUACAACUGACUUUCAUGCACUCACCUGCUACAUGUACCAAACUGCCUUACUUGCCUGGCUUACUGGCUGACUAACAUACUGACUGCUCUGGUAACUAAAAGACCUACUGAUGGACAGACAGACAGACAGACUGAAUUAAUUCUUUAUGGUGCUGUCAGACUAACAAUAAUUACUGAUAGACUGACACACAGACAGCACACUGACUGACCUACAGAUAGAUUUUAUAAGUGUGAGAUGGACCAGUGGACUAGUGAGAGCGAUCAAAGCUUAAAAUAUUCUUCAUCUAGUGCUGUGCCUUGCAUAAGUUUCAUGUUGUAGAAGGUCAAAACAUGCAUGAUCAGAUUUCACAGUGAUGAAAGGUCCAAAGACGCAUGAUGACAUUGUGUUCUGUGCAUUCCAUUCCCUCCCAGUGGAAGACCAAAUGGUUGCUGGCUACAUACAUGUAUGUGCCAUGCAUCUUUGAUGGCAACCUGGAGAUUGGGAUUGCAGGCUCCUACGGUUGCUUGCAAUUAAGUUUUAACAUGAAAAAUAAAUAUAUUUACCUAUCUUUCCUUACAGGCUGGUGAAAAGCAUCAACUACCUCAGCUCACAAAGAAGGGUGGCAUAUCACUGGAUGAUAUCGUAGCCAUGUUGAUAAGAGUUUUUGUUGAUGCAUCACCUCACAUACCUGAACACCGUCAGCUUCCACUCUUUACACAUCUUAUCAGUACACUUGGUUCCCUUCAAUUUCUUCAUACUGCUGUCCUUCUGUUGCUUGAGAGGCAUGUGGUUCAUGGUGCAAGCAGUCCUGAUGGAGACAAACAGGUUUGUGUUGAAGUCAACCACAGGAUCAUCUAGGAUUAACAAUAUAAUGGUCCUUAUGCCUGAUUACAUCAGAUGGGCAAAUUUCAUCACCAAGCCUUGUUUGUAAGCAAAAUACUCUCUGGGUGUGGGUAUUUUUUCUAACUCUAUUGCCUUGGGAAUUCAUUUAUGGAAACCUUUGCAACUGUACAGUUUUAAAAUGAGGCUUGGUGGUAAAAUUUGCUCAACUGACGUAAACAUGCAUUAGGGGUAUUAAUGCUUUCACACGAUAUUACAACCUGUUCUCACUGUAUUAUAGAUAGCCUGCCUUAUGCAGUCAAAUCCUCUAAAAAGACUCAUUUCUCAGGUGUACAAUCUUUAUAAUAGAGACAUCAGAGACAAGAGCCUGUCUCAUUUGAUGAUAGGUUCUCUUAGUUGCACAUUACUUCCUCUAAGGCAUUAUUAGUACUUGUCCCAAAGGUCUUUUUCAUUGAUGAAUUACACUUUUCAAUGCUUUGUUUAACCCCAUUACAGGUUGGCAUUAAGAAUCCUCUUGGAGUGGAGUUUUGUCUGAGCCUCUGCCACAAUUUUGAUUCCCACGUCCAGGUACUGUGUACAACUACAACUUGAAAAUUUGAAAAGUAAUGCAUCGAGAGAGGCCUCAAGGGACUCCUGAUCCAAUUUUAAAUUCUCCCUUUGUUUCAUUAACUAACUAUAAACACAAGGUAAUUUAUUGUGGAAAAAGAAUGUAAUGUCAAAUUGGAUGUCACUUGGGCUGUUAUACUCAUCAGCACUGCUUUAGUUGUCACCUUCGAUUAGUUCCUUUACAAGGCUGUCACUUGGGGCUGGGGGCUGGGUACUGGGGGCUGAGGAUUUCCUCUGGCUUCUAUGAGAAUGUCUCACAACUAAUUUCACAGCAAACAAAUGGAAAACACAACCAAGAGAACUUCAUAGCUGUCGAAUUCCCUAUCUACUCAGGGCUAUGCUCUAGCAGAGCCUGGUGGGCCCUGGCACCUAACUUAUGCUCUUGGGUGACUAGAAAAUCUUUGUUUUUUCAUGCAAAUCAUAUGCUGGGCACCCUAGAUUUUACAGGUUCAUAGCACUUGGCUCCCUACAAUUUUCCUUAUAUCACAACCUUGCUACUAAUUGCAUGUAGGUGGCAACUUGAAAUCCUAGUGAUAGCCCUGCUGUAUCUUGAUUGACUCUUGCUAACAUCCAUUUUGUUGUUUAUUUAAGGUUGAGGCUAUGUUAAAGCUUUUGCAGUUUAUUGAUCAAUUGCCUCUUGAAAAACCUGAAGGUAAGUUACAUGACGAAGUGAUCAAUGUCAAUUUUCUCUCAAACAAUAUUAUCAGUAAUACAUAUUCAAGAGAAAACAUUAUGAGAAUGAAUAAAACGAAACAUGAAAGGAGAAAUGUUUUGAUCUUUUAUCAAAUUCCGUUAACGUAUUCUUUAAGAAAAUGUAUCGAGAUCAGUCUGGAGAAUUUGUACAUGGAUAUUGGGAUGAAAGAGUUAAGUUUAUCUUUCAUUACGACUGUAUGCAGACAGUACAAGUUUUUUAGUUUUGUUAGACUUUUUCCAUUUUGUUAAGUCCAGUGGCUGAUGAAAAGUGUAUUCCCCGUGUUUGAAGGAGUGAUCCUUUUGAGAAGAAAAAUCACUAGUCGAGUCACUUUCUGACACUGGCUUUACCAACUAUGCAAAAUAAAUAACGUAGUGAAAAACUGAUUGCCUGACCACAGCUUAUUGACUGACUAGCCAACUGAGUGAACAAUUUAAUGAAUUGUCAAUUUACAGUAAACACAGUAUUGUUUGCUAGUUGUAUUGUUAUUUUUGUGGUUAAUUUGUUCAACCACACAAUGGCCAUUCUCUUCUUUGCUUUAUUACUGUCUAAUGACCCUUACACUUCUUCUUAGUUCGUCACAAGCCUAGGAUGAGUCGGAAAUCUGCCAGCACCUUCCUGGCUGUAAUACCUCUCUUUGAUGUAGACAAGCACUCUGCUAAACAUCUACGGCAGUUCAAGUACACGUGCCUGACUCUUAUACCCUCCCUUCUUGACAGUGAAGACUUUGUUAGCAAGGUUAGUGCAAAGGUUUUAGGGUGGAAGGUUGGUUUCAGGGCUGGGGGGAGACUGGGGGGGAGUCGAGUAGGUUUUGGGUGUACGAGUAGGAUUUGUAUUUAAGGUGAUAUGUACCCUCUUAUAGAAAUUGGCAAAUCUUAAAUGCCCGUUACUGUAAACUUGUAUUAGUUUAUUGUGAAGCUUUGCUCUGUUGGAAAUAGUAUUAUACUUGCUAGAAUUUUCUUGAAUAUGAAUACCUCAUUCUUGAUCUGUUGUUUCAUUUUCAUGGCCCCAUUAUGCAGCUCGUAGCUAGCUCGUAGCUACAUAGAUAUCUAAGGGGCAGUGACCCUUCAGGCAAUAUUGUCUAGUGUCUAGUUGUCGAGACCAUGAGCAAAUUCAACCCCAAAAUUUGAUACAUCUUUCUACAGGUUCAUGAAGAGGGAGAAAUCUUAAACACACUGUUUCUCAGGUACUCUGCCAUUUUGUUGUUUGUUUUAUUGAUAGAGAAUUAAACAGGAGCCAGGUGCAGUGUUGAGUUGUAAGUGUAUUUUUAGAAAGUUCCCAAAAAGUCAUGCUUGUUGUAGACAGCGUACUAUUCUCUCAUCAAUUCAAGGACGUGAGGUGGAAGCAUAUCUGUUAUGAAAUUAUUAUGAAGCCAUCUUGAUUAAAGAUGGGUGCUGCAGUUCAUUGAACCACGCUUUUAGGAGGUCACUCAUACGUACAUAUAUUGACCCUAGUUACUUUUGUCGUUUCAGAUUACUGGAAGAUACUCUGAACUUUAUGACUAAAGUAGCUCAGCACAGUGAACGUACACCUCAUGAUGCUAGCGGGAAAUUCUGGAAAGCAAUGCUGCACAAAACCUAUGAAAUUGUUGAUAAGGUAAGUCAUACCAUGUAUUUUGUAAACUCUCCAAAAUGAAGUUUUCUCAAAUGUCAUCUGUACACAGUGGGGCUGUAUGCCAAAGUUUGUAGAUCUAUGGCCAAGGGGACAACCUUGUAUGUCUGUGUUUAAAAAGAAAGCAUUGUAUUUAUUUUGUCAACUUUUUGGACCAAGGAAACUGUCCAUUUAUUGUGAGGCAUUAGAAUUGUAGAGGUGUCUUAGAGGAGAUGUUUAAAGUCGUGAACAAAUGGAGCUGAAUCAGUUUUGCUCAGACUUAAGUGGUGGUGUUAUCUAUUGUUUUUCACCAUGAAAACUACCUUUCUUUUCCAGGUCAACCUUCUCUUGCCAUCCUCAGUAUUUUUCGAUGUCAUAAAGAAGCUGCUACACAGCAGCAGUUCUACAGUCAGGCGUAAAGCAAUGGAACUGUUGAAUAGUAAACUGAGCCAAUAUGCAGGGAGCAUUUCUGAAGAUCAGGUAUUUUACCCUUGAAAUUUUGGGUACCUAUAACCAGUAAAUCAUUAAGCAUCAGAAAGGUUGGGCUGUCGUAAGUCUCGUAGCCAGCUAACUUAAGACUUCUAAGAAGCAAGGAUUAACAGAGUCGGUUAGUGCACGGCCUAUCUUGUGGAGGAGGUUUCGAGUUUGAUUUCCACGUCCCUGUUUGAUUUCUUUCCUGACCAUUUAGCUUUAAGUAGCUUUAAAUACCCUUAAAAUGGGGUACUGAUGGAGAGAGGUGGCUUAAAGCAAGGGCCACCUCCGCCUCAGGUUUGUCAGUCUAAUGCGUACUGUAAUAAGGACCUUACUCUUACCUGAACUGAAAGUCCAUUCCAGUUCCCUUACAUUCUCAAAUCAAUGUGGAAAAGUUUUUUUGCUGUCAGGUGUGCUCAAACCUCACGACUGUGGAAAGUUUUGAUGUCAGUUCAUGUCAUCAUGAUUGAACUCUUGUUGAUUCAAUAGCUUCAUCCUUGUUAGGUACUGCAGGUAUGGACUUUGCUAGAAAUUUGAGUUUUUCUCUGCUGUUUUUAUAGGUUGGGAUACUUCUUAACCUGGUGGCUGAGCUACUUGUGAUAUCAAGAGGCACAGGGGAAAGUGAAGAAUCCAUUAUAAACAGACAAACAGCUCUCUACAGUUUAAAGCUUCUUUCACGACUGUUGGCAAAAGACCAUCCAAGUCCUUUUAAGGAGGUGUGUCACUUUUCCUUACUCUUCACCACAGCAGUAAUGUUACAAAAUAUGUUGUGUUGUUGAAGUGAAUCAGCGACUCAAAUUUUGUUGUGUUUUGUUUGUUUAGGUGAUGUCCACAUCCAUUGAAGUGUUUUCGUCCAAAGAUGCUAAUGUGCAGGUCAGUUGUGCCUGGGUUGCCUGUGGGUAACCCCUGAGGAAUUGGGAGGUGCGGGGAAGUAACAUCCGGGGAAGGGAAGAGUUCCCUCCCUUCUCUCAACUGUGCUUUGGUUUAUGGAAACAUAGGCAUAGCAACAAUCAGCAACCGCGACAAAGUACUUGCUGUGUAUUAUUUCAACUGUCAGAGUUCAGGAUAUCAUACACAGACUGAAGAGUUGGAACCACAAUCUCUGCCUAUUUUACAGUACCACAAAUGAUGCUACUUAUAAACUUUCAUUUGAAUGGUCACACUAAAAUAUAACCUACUUUGUACAGCAUCAUAUGUGAUGUUGUUUAGAUUAAUUGUGAUCUUUGUCAUGUACUUCAGGUUGCCUCCAGUGCACUGCUGUGUGCAGCAGAAGUGAUUAGUGGUCUUCAAGUCCAUGCCAUUCCAUUCUUACCGCAACUAAUGCCUUCUGUCCUGAAGCUAAUGAAAAGAACUGAAAAAGAAAGGUACUAAGGUUUUGCAACCACCUCUACCUCUCCAGUGCUAUGAACAGGAGAGAAGUGGACGACCAGACCAAAAACUACACUUUUUAGGACCAAUUAUAGUUCAUGCAGGAGUGCCUGGGUGUGGUUACUAGGAAAAUUUAAGGAUCAGUUUGCUGUUAUUUCUUGACUUGUUUAAAAGGCACCAGGCCAAAAAACAGGGCUUUAACAAACCACACCUUUUAGGGCCACACAUACCUACAAUAUACUUAUUAUAGGAGUUCCCACGCUUUGUUACUAGGCAGUAAGUACAGUCAAACAUUGUUAAUAUGGACACUGAGGGGGGCCAUAGAAAAUGUCUGUAUUAAAGGGGUGUCGGUAUUAAGGGGCUUUUUUUCCCCAGAGACCAAUCAAACUGUCUGUAAUAAUGAGAUGUCUGUAUUAAAUGGGUGUCCGUGAAGUGGAGGUUUGGAAAUGAGCCCUUGUCUAACCCUGAAGACGCUCUUCUUGGUGGAGAAUCGAAACUUGGGAAGUGCGCUAAGCGCACACUGUGACGUUUGUUCUUGAAAAAGAAAAUGCUUGGUCAUAUGACUUGAUACUUGACUGAUGGUUUUUUUAUGUGUUUUGUUAGGAACAGUUUGCUGACACUCUGUUGUGCUACUACUCUUCACAAGACCACAGAAGCCCUUCCUCACUUCUUGAGUCCUUAUUUGGUGGAUCUACUCAUUCAGGUGGGUACCCUGUUUUGAUUCCAUCCUUCUUCACAGGCAGCCCAUGUUGACAUAUUGGUCAUAAUGUAAUGUGGCCUUUGCAAACAAGAAUGAUACGUUUUUUACAUGUCUGCUUUGUAGUCAACAAUGUAUUGUUUAAGGUUUAUCUGUGAGUCGCAGAGUUUAAACUGGUAGCUAGAGUAGUUUAUGUCUGGAAUAAGAUUACAGUCAACUCUCCCUUGACAGACACCUCUUUAACACACCUAGAGUUGGUCCCUGUCUCUAUAAGACGGCUAACGUCUCUCUCAAACACUUAGGUGUCCAUCUAUGACUGAGCUGACUGUAUAAAGAGAUGAAAUAUCUCAGUCAGCUGCCAUUGCUCAGACCAGUUCAGGGUUGUCAAUAUCCGCCGGCAACCGUCGCUAUUGCCGCCUGUACAUUAUUGGAAAAAUGCAAAAAAAAUUUACGGUGAAAAAAGUCGUUUAAUAAAAAAGAAAAAAGAAAUUGUUUUAAUCAUGCCCUGCAUAUUCUUUCUUGUAAGGCAACUUCCCUACCUGGGCAACACAUAUCCCUAGUAAUAUGUGUUCCCUUAACGUAGAAACACAUAUCCCUAGUGAUAUGUGUUUACCUACCUGGGAAACACAUAUCCCUAGUGAUAUGUGUUCCCCCACCUGGGAAACACAUAUCCCUAGUGAUAUGUGUUUCCCCACCUAGCAAACACAUAUCCCUAGUGAUAUGUGUUUACCUACCUGGGAAACACAUAUCCCUAGUGAUAUGUGUUCCCCGACCUGGGAAACUCAUAUCCUUAGUGAUGUGUGUUCCCCUACUUGGGAAACACAUAUCCCUAGUGAUAUGUGUUCCCCCACCUGGGAAACACAUAUCCCUAGUGAUAUAUGUUCCCCCACCUGGGAAACACAUAUCCUUAGUGAUAUGUCUUCCCCCACCUGGGAAAGACAUAUCCCUAGUGAUACGUGUUCCCCCACCUGGGAAACACCGAUCCCUAGUGAUAUAUGUUCCCCCACCUGGGAAACACAUAUCGCUAGUGAUAUGUGUUCCCCCACCUGGGAAACACAUAUCCCUAGUGAUGUGUGUUCUCCCACCUGGGAAACACAUAUCCCUAGUGAUAUGUGUUCUCCCACCUGGGAAACACAUAUCCCUACUGAUAUGUGUUCCCCCACCUGGGAAACACAUAUCCCUAGUGAUAUGUGUUGCCGCACCUGAGAAACACAUAUCCCUAGUGAUAUGUGUUCUUCAAGUUUUCUUUUUUUGUUUCGCAUUUCUGAUUGAACCAUUUGUUUUGUGAUUUGUAUCUCGCUUUCAAUCUGACUUCUUUGCAUUCUUGCACCAAAGGUUCGCUGAGAUGCUACCAUGUUUGACAGCUGCUACCAACCUGGAUUGAACUGUUUAUAUCAAUAGUGAUAUGUCUUCCCUAGUGGCCCCACCGCGGAUUACAUGUCAGCUACUUUCUCUUAUUCUCCUUCUACUUAAAAUCUUUGUGACAACCCUGCCAGUUGUGUAGGAGUAUUGUUAGAAAACUCAAUUUCCAGUUACCGGUCUGCACGACACUCUUAAUGUGGGCUAUUCCGUGGUGCUGACGUCGAGUAUCCCGAUGCAGAAAAUAGUUCAGGUCGUGUCUUUUUCGUCUGGACAGCUAGAACGAGUAUUAAUUUUGUUUUCUAGGCGACAAAUCCUUCACUUACAGAAGGCCAGGUUACUGAGAGUCUAGAAGAACAAGCCGAGGUUACAAAGCAGUCCUCGCUGGAUUUGCAACUAAAGGAUCGUUUGAUUGCACUGAGGUUUGAAGAAUUAUUCUUGUAUUGAGUUUUUUAAAUUUACUCAAUCUUUUUAGAUAAGAGGCGCGUUAUCUGUCUGGCAUGGCAUCACUAGGGAGGUUCACAACCACGUACAUGCCAUUCGUGAGGAGGAAUCUGGGGCCCGUUUCUCGAAAGUCCCGUUAACUUUUCGUGCCAAAAAUCAAAUAUUCAAAUCGAAAUAUAAAGAAUAAGAGCGCGGGUCCUGGCUAGAAAACUACUCCAUUUUGUUUCAUUAACUGAUAGUUUUAUCAUGUUAGAUGCAAAACUACUGAAACCGCGGUCUUUAAUGUAAACGGCAACAGCUUAUUGGACCCGUUAAUUAUCGGGACUUUCGAGUAACGGGGCGGGUUAAUUUUCGCAAAGACUUCUGGGAUUGUUACUAGGAACAAAGGAAAAAAUUAGCCAAUAGCUGACCGGCUCAUCGCCAAUAGCGAUCCCACAAACAAUUGCGGGACACAAUUCGGCUCCAGUUCCCUUCUUCUUUGUUAAAAUAACAGCUAUCUUGCCUUUACAAUACAGCUGAGAUAUACAGAAUGAAAUGAUAGGGAAAGCGUUUAAGGCAAAAAUGCGAAUGUGAAUUCAUUUAAAGAGUUCACAUUCUUCACAUAACCUUCCAUUUUGCUAAUUUUUAAGCUCUCGUUGUAUUUCUUACGUUGUCCUUUGGCCUAAAACGUUAAACAGAUGUUCAAGAAUGAAUUGCGUGCAGCGCGUUGGUUUCUGCCAAUAAUUAUUAUAAGCAUUUUGUUUUGUGCCCUCUUGUCACCCUCGUCGUUGCUUAAGUCCUCUCCAUAACUGAAGUCAAGGCGAAGCACGGUUUCUCCUCAAUGCCAUGGUUGUUACACUUGAUUUUGCCAGUGCACAGCAACGAGAGCUGUAUGCACAGGUUUGGCCAUAUCAAUGAGUAUUACGCGCGUCAGUGAUCGCUUGCUAGAUGAAAAGAGAAGUCUCCCCUUGAGACAAUAGCUGUUUGCCAUCCCAAGGUUAUACUCAUUCUGUUUUGCUUAAUUUUCUCUUGCGACAGGAAAGAGCUGUCUUCCAACAUAUCUCCUAGAGUACUGAUAUCUGCUGUGACCGAGUGUUACCACAAAGUUGUAAUAAAACACAAGGUGAGAGAGAAUACGUGUUUAUGUGUAAAAUUUUUGAAGUUGCUCUGGGCAAUCUGUGAGAGAGCGAGGGUUAAACUAGGAUUAUCUUUUUUUUUUCCUUCAGGUGUGUGUGGUGUCACUUAUGAGCCUGCUUGCAGAUUGUGUUAGCGGCAUGACGAAGGAGGAUAUCAAAACCCACCAGUCAAACCUGUUUAGCUUGUUUUUGGAAGUGCUGGAUUUUAGAGUGCAGCACAACCAGGAAGUACGAAUUUCAAAUAUAGAUUUUGUUUUAUGUGAUGAAGACUUUUUAGGACUCCACGGAGUCUAAAGUACAUGUAAGUUUGUCAACUCUUAUUUCUUUUGCAUAUUUCAGGAUGAUGAUGAUUUAGUAGACAAGACAGAGGGUAGAGUUAUCGAAGCAUUUUUGUGUCUAGUGGUCAAGCUGUCUGAAGUAUCCUUCAGACCAAUGUUUCUACGGGUACGUGUUCAUUUUCUGUGUUUGAUUUGUUGUUUAAUGAUGUAUUAAAACAUCGAGGCUUUCCCUCUAAAGCCGGCUGGGCGUGUCUUUUAAUGCUCUAUUGUUUAGCUCCAAAAUAGUUGGGUUUGCUGAUAGGAGCUUGGAUUUUCAAGUUCAAAUUCCCAAUUUUUGCGGGUAACUAUCUGUUUAUAUCUUAACAUGAUUAUCUACAAUGUCAAAAAUUUGCCGGAAAGUAAAACAAGUACGCUGCGCAUCUCGGGACGAGCUAAUUAUUCAGUGACCUUUCUCGUUUGUAUGAUACAGUUAGAACUGCUUUAACUUACAAAGAGCAACUCACCAAAUUUGCGGUCGCGCGGAGAUUAGCGACUUCAGUAAAUGCGUCUGUGCUCGCAGGCUGGGCUGGGGGGGGGGGUGUGUGUUGGGAAGGGAGGGGAUAGAGAGGGUAAAUGUUUUCUGUUUGUCUGUGCAAGGGUUCAGAGUGAUAUUCCUCCUUUAAUUGGAGCCACAUAGUAUCUAUAGGACUGUUAGAGUAUAUUUGUGUUUUUGCAAGAGGAUGUUAAUUUGGUGCCUGAAAAAGUAAUCACAACUGUUACUUCGUUACAGCUGAUAGACUGGGCGACCAGGUCUUCUUCCAGUAAGGAGCGGCUGCUUGUUUUCUAUCGUCUGUGCGACAGGUAAAGAACAUUUGGUCAAUUAUUGCGUGUUAAGAUGCAUUGUUUGACCGGUUUUUUCCCUUACUGUUAAUCUUGUUUUAUUUAACUCUUAGCGUGGCUGCUAAACUGAAGGGUCUGUUUGUGCUGUUUGCUGGUUAUCUUGUCAAGAACUGUGCUUCCUUUCUAGAUGCGGCCAACAUUUCCAAAACAGGUAAAAUGAUAAGAAACGUUGAACUUGAUCACUUAAAUGCGGGGUGUGACAUUUCGCCGCACGUUAUUAUCCCCAGUAUACGCCAUUUUGAUAUUGCGCAAGAGAUUGGCUCAGUUUAUUGUCGAAUUACGGUACGAGCCCGUUUUGGAUGACGCUGUCGUUCAUUAGUUGGCUAUUACAAGCUUGCGCAGAAAACUGAGUCCAAAUUCGUCCCCAAUUCAAUCCCUUAGUGCAAUAGGGCACAACACUGAGCCAGUCUCUUGCGCAACCUGAAAAUGGCAAGGAAGUGAUCUAAAAAAUUGCGAGUCGAGAUAAAAGGAUUCUUUUUGUGUUAAGUUAAUGAAGAGGGUUUAAGAUAGGCUGUAUCCAGUUAACUUGCAAAAUGCCAAAACUGUUUGGCCUUGGUGUUUAGACGGUCACUAACGUAUAACAGGUCAGUGCCAAAAGUUGCAGGAAAAUUUGUUUAUGUACCAAACGACACGUGUUUAGAUUAUUGUGCCAAAAUAGGAGAUGCUUUUUACACUGUGAGAAAAAAAAAUUGUGCCAAAGAUUAACCGUUUUCUUUUCCACUUCUGUCGAUAGAAGAAGGCAUCUUCCCAGACGUGUCUAAGAAUAGAGGAACACACCUUACUUGCCUUCUACUGAACUACCUUUUGGAUUGUUUACACAAAUGUCUUUUGUACGACAAUCAUGGAUUCCUGGACGGCGAUCGAUUCCAAUGUUUGAUGCAACCGCUUGUGGAUCAGGUAAGAUGUUAGGUGUGACACUUCACUUAUGCCUGUCUUGUCAGUGUCCUGUUUUUAACUCACCGUAUGAUAUGGGACCUUCCUGUCAAUGUGUGUGACAGUGUGGUAAUCUGGAAGUAAAAGUUGCGCACUACAUGAAAGUGCGUGAUGGGCUUGUAUGUCCCAAAAUGCACCUUUUAACAACACUGCAAGGGGGCAAGUGGACUGGAAUGGCACGCGCAAAAAAUCGGAAGUGUCCCAAGUUUUUUUGACUGGGUUUAUAGAAUUGGUCCUUGCCAUUCUCAUCUCCUCUUACGCGACUCUUGUCCCAUGGGAUUUCCCCCUUAGAGAGUCAAGAGUCUCUAACCUCCAGCUGAAAAACCAAUCAUGGCAUCAUAACAUAACAUUAGAGGGAAGUAAGUUUAGACAAAACACAUCACAUUAACCUAUUUGCAAAGAGCCCAAGGUUGGAGGAAGCAGUAUGUUAUAGUAGAACAGGUCUCAUAACAACUUCGUUUAAUACUUCAUAUCCUAAAUUCACUUCUUGAAUCCAUCUACUUAACGUUUGUUUGCAGACUGAAAAUCCAUUAGGAGGUGAAGCUGAAUUCAAACAGCGUUUGACCAAUCAUUUGGUGCCCUGUCUCUCACAGUUUGCGGUGGCUGCCGGGAACGAUGCGCUGUGGAAACCUCUGAACUAUCAAGUGUUGCUCAAAACACGUCACAAGUCUGCGCAAGUUCGCUUCGCGGCACUGAAAGUAUUGGAGGGUAUCCACGCUCGACUAGGAGAAGAUUUUAUGGUCCUCCUGCCAGAAACCAUUCCUUUCUUAGCAGAGCUCAUGGAAGGUAGGUCACGCACCCUUCAAUCCCCUCAGUCACGCAAGUUUCUUGUAACGCAACCCAACUCUGUAUGAUGAGCCAAUGGCAUGGUUUGAAAGGACUUUCGAUGUGUUUUUAAUGUUUUUUGUUUCUAUCCACUUUUGUAGAUGAAUGUUUUGAAGUCGAACAACAAUGUCAACAUCUGAUCUCGGAGAUUGAACGAGUCCUGGGAGAACCACUACAGAAGUAUUUUUAAUUCUCGGACAUCGACUCAAGUCAUGCUGUUCAGCCUGUUCGAAGAGCCAGGGAGGGGUGGGGAUAUACAGGAACAAUAUGCUUACGUUUUUCCAACCCCCUCCGCUAGAUUAAUAGAGAUUUUAAAGAACGACACGGCGAUGACAAGAAGAGUUUCCAAAAAGUAGUAAGUCAAAUCAGCAAAACAACAACUCUGCACGUGCAUCACAUGUUUUGGUAAAUUUAUUUUCCGCCCUCAGCACGACUUUAACGUGUAAUUCUUUAACGCAACGUUUAAGGCGCGGUGUAAAGAAACAAGUGUUUUAAGUGGGGUCUUAAAAAAUUGAACUGCAAGAAAAUUCACUUACAUAUGACAAAUUGAGCCAGUCGGCUCGCUUCACUUGCAGUUUUUUUUUAAAUUUGCGUCCUGUUAUUCGCCAUUUUCCCCAUUAAGUAACCUCGUCCCAGGCUAACUCUGAUAACACGCGGCGUGGCUACUACUCUACGCAUGUGCGUAGCUAUAUCACACCGCCAGUAAUCCCAUGAGCAGCUGUUACAAUCUCAUUGAUGCAUAUCAGCAUGGCCCUAACCGUCAGACCAUCGUUAACGCCAAUCAGUAUCACGUGACCAAGCUUUCCCUCUGCUUGUGCUAAACUGUUUUAUACGUCUUCAGGAAUUGUGAAUCUAAAUAUCGUGUCGUUUGAAUAAAGACUUCAAAAAAAUUACAACUUCUAUUUCCUGCUUUAAACUCGAUACUGUUAUUUUUACAAGAUAUGCAGCACUCCUGGAGGAUAAUUGUCUUGUCUUUUUAGACCUGCCUAUUGAAC
Porites lobata is the source of this 26468-nucleotide messenger RNA. NCBI's taxonomy places the organism in Eukaryota, Metazoa, Cnidaria, Anthozoa, Scleractinia, Poritidae. The record is from the annotation of a GenBank genome assembly.